UUAAUUUAAAGUAUAUUUCCAUCCGGAUAUUUCACGUUUUUUAAAGACAAGGACAAGUACCAGGACAUAUAUUCGAGAUAAAUAGUUUAUGUCAUGGCUUCGUGUUUAGCCUCCAUGAAAAAGGACAAAUAUACUGUAUAUUUGUGUAUGACAACCAAUGAAAGAUGCUCUGUACAGUAUGCUUAUUGUCAGUGUCCCAUUGGUUUAGCCCAGUUAUGUAGCCAUAUUGGUGGAGUUGUAUUUGCAUUAAACGGCAAAUACAGGCUUAAAGCACUUGCUAGAGAAUCAGCUGAAAGCUGCACAUCAAAGUUGUGCAACUGGAUUGUGCCUAGGAGUGCUCAACAGAUCCCAAAGCCUGUUAGUGCAUUAUCUUUUAACAAACCAAAGCUUGUUGAAGAUCCAAAAGUCCGAUCAGUAGACUAUGAUCCUCGCCAUCCAAAGGACAGAGUAUUUGACAUUUCUGAUACCCUGGCUAAGCUGAAGGAAUUGAAGAAAAUCUUCCCGAACACAGGAAUGAGUCACUUAUGGAAUAUUCCAGAUGAAGUACCAGAUCUUGUACAUAAAGAAGUUGUUGAGACGGUAGUUGAGACGGUUGUUGAGACAGUAGUUGACCAAAUGUACAAACAGAUGAAAAUGAUUGUGUUUGCUGUAAAUCAUGGUAUAAAGCAUAAGGUACAAAUAUUUAGUUUGCACAGCUGUUGUAUUUUGAGAGAUGUGGAAAUAAGAAAAAAAAUGAUCAAGAAACAUGUGCAGUAUUAUAUCAUGUGCAUUUUUGUUGGAACAAAUGAGGAGUUAGUGACUUAUAUAGAGGAGUCAACAAGAGGUCAAAGGAAGUCAGCAAUGCGGCUUAAUCUUCACAAAGGCAGAAUAACUAGCUCUUUGUUUGGACAGCUUCUGAAAGCUGGUAGCAAUCCUAACAGUUCGAUUAACCAAAUCAUUGAAGGAUCUUCCCUUGACAGGUAUUUUAACUUAAUCUUUUAG
Mizuhopecten yessoensis (Yesso scallop) is the source of this 981-nucleotide messenger RNA. RefSeq lists its product as uncharacterized. The record is from RefSeq and is a predicted model, not a curated record. The transcript is spliced from 5 exons. Lineage: Eukaryota; Metazoa; Mollusca; Bivalvia; Pectinida; Pectinidae. Bases 94 to 981 code for a protein of 295 amino acids. Gene Ontology annotation, molecular function: zinc ion binding.